AUGCUAAAUACAGUCGAUAGACGUUUUUGUCGAAUUUCAAUUUUACUCAAAAUGCCGGCCUACGACAAUGAGGGCGCCACGAUAUCCAUGGAAGAUGUGCGGGAUCCGACCGUCACAAUCAGCACUAUAGAAGAAGAGAUAACUGCUAGAAGAACCCGUAUGCUAAAGCCACAGAAGUCCACAGUAGCUUCUAGAAGACAACAAGCAGUUUGUGUGCGAAGAGCUCAUAAGAAAUAUGGACCUAAAAAGAAUCCGAAUGUAAUUUUAGAUGGACUGAACAUGACUGUACCUAAAGGUGCCAUAUACGGUCUGCUAGGCGCAUCUGGUUGUGGUAAAACUACAUUACUCUCGUGCAUAGUUGGUCGCCGUAGACUUAAUUCUGGGGAGAUUUGGGUGCUUGGAGGUAGACCUGGUGGACCUGGUAGCGGUGUUCCUGGACCUAGAAUUGGAUACAUGCCACAGGAAGUAGCACUAUUUGGAGAGUUUUCUAUACGAGAAACAAUGAUAUACUUCGGUUGGAUCGCCGGUAUGACUACUAAGGAAGUGGACGAGAAAGUCGACUUUUUAGUAUCCCUGCUACAGCUACCCAACCCUACUCGACAAGUCAAAGUCCUAUCUGGGGGUCAACAACGUCGUGUGUCGUUGGCAGCUGCGUUAAUUCAUGAGCCGGAGUUACUCAUCCUGGAUGAACCUACUGUGGGAGUGGACCCUGUGUUGAGACAAAGUAUAUGGGAUCAUUUGGUGGAAAUCACUAAGGGUGGAAGGACAACGGUUAUAAUCACAACGCAUUACAUCGAUGAGACGAAACAAGCCAAUAUUAUCGGACUAAUGCGUGGAGGAAGAUUUCUAGCAGAAGAGUCACCAACCGAACUGAUGAGCAGAUACAAUGCCGAAAGUCUAGAAGACGUAUUCUUGAAGCUAUCAGUACUUCAAAACAUGGGCAAAAGGCGUCGGUCCAGUAUUUUGGCUGAUGUUGUAGAACGAGUUGAGAUACCCUCUAUUCCAGAUCCAACAGCAGUAGAGGAUGAAAUCGGGGAGAUUUCAGGAGAGUUCGGAGACAAUGUCUCUAUGAGUAGCAAAGGCAGAGGCAUUGUUGUUGAAUCCAAUUUGGUGGAAGCCUUGCCCCCAGAAGAUAAAUCGCCUAGUGGUCUGUUGCAAAGGAUAAAACCUAUGCAACUUCAUCACAUGCAAGCUUUAGUUUGGAAGAACUUCUGGAGCUUAUUCAGGAAUUUUGGCUUGCUAACAUUCAUCGUCGGGUUACCGCUAUCUCAAAUGAUACUCUUCUGCCUUGCCAUCGGACAUUAUCCAAGCAUUUUACCUAUAGCUGUAGUCAACCAUGAAGCUAUGAAUGACACGAACGUCCUCUGCCAUUACAACAAAAGCUGCCCUCAAGACCGUAAAACUUGGGAAUGGAAUUUAACAAGAUUCAGCUGUAGAUAUUUGGACGUUUUGUCGAAACGACAGCAUAAUUUGAUAUUAUAUCCAACCAAAGAAAUAGCGUUAGCAGAAGCAGAGAAAGGCUUAGCACGCACCGUCCUGGUGUUCCCUGCGAAUUUCUCUGAGUCUCUGCAGGAGAGAAUGAGAGAUCCUCGACACACAGACCCCUACACUAUCAUGAACUCUCAAAUCGAAGUACAUAUGGAUGAUACUGAUAAACAAAUGGAAUGGAUGUUGAAUAGAGACAUUCAGGAAUCUUUCAUGGAAACAACAGAGAUCCUCAGUGAGUCGUGCGGUUUGCCCAAGAGAAUGCUCGCAAUACCUGUUAAUUUCAACGAACCUAUUUUCGGUCUGAAGAUCCCCAAUUUCACAGAUUUUGCGGGCCCCGGUGUUAUUUUAACGAUCAUCUUUUUCUUGGCUGUCGCUUUAACAUCAGGUGCUAUGUUGGCUGAAAGGAACGAAGGAAUUCUUGAACGAUCUCUUGUCUCUGGAAUCACAGGUACUGAGAUACUAUUUUCCCAUGUUCUAGUACAAAUGAUAGUUAUGAUAGCCCAAACUAUCACAGUAUUGAUUAUUGGAUUUGUGGUCUUCAGUCUGACCAUCACCGGACCUGUACUCUGGGUGACCAUCUUGACCCUUAUCAAUGGAUUAUGUGGAAUGACUUUUGGCUUUGUUGUAUCCUGUAUAUGUGAUACAGAGAGGACUGCGACAUACUUAGCCCUCGGUUCAUUCCUGCCCAUGAUGCUACUGUGUGGGAUCAUAUGGCCUGUUGAAGGUAUGCACACGAUCCUUCAAUGGAUCAGUUACGUACUUCCUCUCACAAAAUCGACAGAAUCUCUCCGGUCCAUGCUUCAAAGAGGCUGGUCCAUUAGUAUGCCAACAGUGUACUCUGGCUUUAUAUCUACUUCCCUCUGGAUCGUAGUAUACCUUACUGUCAGUAUUUUGUUGAUUAAGUUUAAGAAAGGA
Brenthis ino (lesser marbled fritillary) is the source of this 2403-nucleotide messenger RNA. Lineage: Eukaryota; Metazoa; Arthropoda; Insecta; Lepidoptera; Nymphalidae. The record is from the annotation of a GenBank genome assembly.